This is a messenger RNA of Trichogramma pretiosum, 2298 nucleotides long. RefSeq names its product DDB1- and CUL4-associated factor 8-like protein 2. Gene Ontology annotation, molecular function: protein binding. Gene Ontology annotation, cellular component: Cul4-RING E3 ubiquitin ligase complex; cytoplasm. Bases 603 to 1742 code for a protein of 379 amino acids. The transcript is spliced from 2 exons. Lineage: Eukaryota; Metazoa; Arthropoda; Insecta; Hymenoptera; Trichogrammatidae. The record is from RefSeq and is a predicted model, not a curated record.
ACUGCUUGGCUCUGACAGAUCCGUGUAUUCUGCAUUCUGCGUGCUGUUGCUAUCUGCUGUUGUUGACGUUGUUGUGUAAACGCUUUGACAUUAUAUUUCUUUGUUGCGAUUAAUACACAAUUUUACGCGUAUUAACGAUUUGCCUCGAUGAGAAUUAGAAACUUUAAAUAAAUGUAAAGAAAAAGUUGCGCGAUUUAACGGGACAAAUCAGUGUUGAUCCUGCAGCUCUGUCAAAGAGAUGUAGCUUUACGAGAAAGGGGGUCAGCCAUCGAAAGAGGCGACCAAAACAAAAGGUUGGAGAGUUUAAUAAACGAGGAUUUUGGAACUCUCUGAAUGUUUGACUCGUGCUAAUCUUGAUUCUUACAUGUAAAACUGAUCGAAUGAUUUUUCGGAAACUUCAUUGAGAAUUCACUAUAAUUAAACGUGUUUUUAAUAUACUUGAUGACUCAUGGCAAGGGUUAGAGUAGAAAAAACGUGGACGUGCUUGAGACUUUUCAUUCUUCGAAAUAGCUUUUAAUUAAUACAUUGUUAUUUUUGCAAAUGAUUUGGUUUUUGCAUAGUGUUUACUUCAAGUGUUCUAAAGCUACAACUGCUUUUUAUUCAUGGCAAUGGAAGGCACAAGUAAAAAGACUAUACACAGGUGGUCAGUUAUCAAAAAUUUGUUUAACCAGCAGCUGGGUGUCAACAUAAAUAAAUCAUUACUUAGUUAUUGUACUACUUUAAAUGCAUUGCAAAAUUUAAGACCAUCCACACCUUUAGAAAACUCUCCUACAGUUUUAAAUAAGCAGAUUUCUGAGAUACAAUUUAACCUUAAAGGUAAUCUCUUGGCCAAUGUUUACUGGGGUAAUGAUGCCGUACAGAUUUGGGACUGGUCAAAGCCUAAACUCAAAGCAUUUUUUAGUUCUGGACACAAUUUCACUGUUAGACAGGUGAAUUGGGUGCCUUCGGAUACUGAAAAUCUGAUUGUAACUAGUGGUCAAUAUGGAGACAUACGUCUUAUGGAUUUAACAGCUAACAAAUCUCGUUUGUUAGAAAACUCAUACUUUGAAGAUGAAGAGUACUUUUGUGGAGGCUUUAAAUUUUGUGUCAGUGCUAACUUACCUUACACAAUAUUAGCUGGUAGUCAAAAAGGUAAAAUAGUUAAUAUUGAUAUAAGAGAGGAGAAACCGAUGGAAUUGCUAAUAGCUAAACAUGACAAUUCAACUUAUUACGAGGUGUGCAGCAUCGACAUUAAUCCAACAAAGUGUUCAGAAUUUUGUAUCGGUGGUUUCAAAGACAUUCGUAUCUAUGAUUGUCGAAAUCUUUCUCAGCCAGUGCAGAAACUCUUUCCGCAGAUGAAUCCGGACGACACUCGACGAAUUCUCACAGUCAAGUACACUCACGACGGUUCGGAAAUUUUAGCUGCCUACUCAGAGGAUCCGAUUUAUUUGUUCAACACGCUGCGCUCGUAUCCGAUCAAUACUUACAUGACUUCGAGGCCCCAAAAGAGCAAGUACUCGUUCACCAUUUAUAACGUGCACUUCGUGGGGACUAGAUGCGAAUUCGUCGUGGCGAGCUCUUCGAUGCACAGCACCGAGGCCGGCUGCUCGCACUCCAACAACAUUUACAUGUGGGACAAAGAUAGCGGUGACAUGGUUCAUGAGAUGCGCCUUGAAGAGAGGUCCUGGCGCUUCUCUGCUCAUCCACACCUGCCAGUCCUGGCUAUGAAUAUGGAUCACAGCGGAAUAAGACUAUGGCAAUAAAAAUUUACUUGCUGCCUAGCUAUGACUUAUUUACAACACUGUUGUCGCGGCUGAUAAUUAUUUGUGAUAUUAACAAGCAUCUUCAACAUUGGCCGAGCAAUGUACUUGGGCUAUGUAUAUUUGUAUCUUUGCCCUUACUUCACAUUGUCAGCCUAAAAUAAUUUUAACAUAUUAAAACCUUGGAAAUUAGAUAAAACUGAAAUUUUUUUUCUUGUGCAAUUGAUUUGACUGAUAUUAUUACAUUAGGAACUUUAUAGAUAUUAUUUAACUCAAUGAGGACUUUUAUGAGAUAAUAACUACUAUACAUAUUUUAUAGUGCAAGAUCAAGAUUUAUAAAUGGAGCUAAAGAUUUGUUCAUAAAAUGUUUGCUUUGAAUCUGCUAAAUUAUUAUAUUAACAUUUUUGUCCACGAUAUUACAUAUCGUUAUAAAAUUUUAUAGAAACUAAUCAUUGUUACAUAUUACAUCAAAUAAUUUGAUCCGAUAAAAAUUAAUACAAAACAUGUAAAUAUGUCUAUGCUUGAUGUGUAAAAUAGAAAACUACUUAAAUUUAUCGAA